Cucurbita moschata (crookneck pumpkin) is the source of this 893-nucleotide messenger RNA. Its product is annotated as transcription factor TCP13-like. Gene Ontology annotation, molecular function: DNA-binding transcription factor activity; sequence-specific DNA binding. The record is from RefSeq and is a predicted model, not a curated record. NCBI's taxonomy places the organism in Eukaryota, Viridiplantae, Streptophyta, Magnoliopsida, Cucurbitales, Cucurbitaceae. Gene Ontology annotation, cellular component: nucleus. Bases 214 to 795 code for a protein of 193 amino acids. The transcript has 2 exons.
AUUGCUUUAGCUUUCCAAUGGAGGAUGGUCGGUUGAAUUCCAGCAUCUUCUUCUUUUUUCUAAGCUGGAUACCUCUGCAAAUAAAAACCAAAGCUUUGCCCUUCCAUAAAGAAACCCAACAUUCCACAGCUACCUAGGCUUGCAGUUCAUCAAUUGUGUCUCCAAAUUUCAAGCCUUCCUAGAAGCUCAACCACAUAAAAGGGUUCACUGCUAAUGCCUUCAUCGAGCUCAUCGACGGUGACACCAUGGCUUAGGCUAAAGGAUCCGAGGAUUGUGCGUGUGUCGCGAGCAUUCGGGGGCAAGGAUCGACACAGCAAAGUUUAUACCAUAAGAGGGCUGCGCGACAGGCGUAUUAGGCUUUCGAUAUCGACCGCGAUUCAGCUUUACGAUCUUCAAGAUCGCCUCGGUCUUAACCAGCCGAGCAAGGUGGUGGACUGGUUGCUCAACGCCGCCAAGGAUGAAAUUGACGAGCUCCCUCCAUUGCCUAUCCCUUCCGUGAGCCUCGGCCUUGACUACCAAUCCAUGCUACUACCUCAUGCCCAGACACGCCCUCAUAGGUCGGAGUUCAAAAUCGGUAAGGAAGCCGAGGACGGUGUCGCGGCCACCGACGAACAAAAUGAGCUCAAACCCAAUUCUAAUCCCUCUCAAGCUUCUUCAUUCUCAAUGCUUUUGAACAAUGUGGGUGCCAUUCCAUUUGGGUAUCAUCAUUGGGAGGCAUCAACACCAACACCAUCAAAUCUUCCAUUCUUUACAUCUCAAGGUGAGGAUCUUCAUAACUUCAUUUUGAACCAUUAAUUUUCACUUUGCCUCACAAAUUCGUUUCUCAAGAGAAGAAUAAUAACAAUGGAGAUCGAGUUCAUAGCAAGAACAACAAUGGAAAAGCUAUUCUACUA